AUGGGGGGGGACGGCAGCGAGUUCCUGCAGCGGGACUUCUCGGAGACCUACGAGCGGUACCAUGUGGAGAGUCUGCAGAACAUGAGCAAGCAGGAGCUGGUGAAGGAAUACCUGGAGCUGGAGAAGUGUCUGUCCCGCAUGGAGGAGGAGAACAACCGGCUGAGGAUGGAGAGCAAAAAACACGAACCCUUCCUGGAUGGCAGUUAG
This is a messenger RNA of Charadrius vociferus (killdeer), 207 nucleotides long. RefSeq names its product hexamethylene bis-acetamide inducible 1 (gene HEXIM1). Gene Ontology annotation, molecular function: 7SK snRNA binding; cyclin-dependent protein serine/threonine kinase inhibitor activity. Lineage: Eukaryota; Metazoa; Chordata; Aves; Charadriiformes; Charadriidae. Gene Ontology annotation, cellular component: nucleoplasm; cytoplasm; nucleus. The transcript has 2 exons. The coding region runs from base 1 to 207 and encodes 68 amino acids. The record is from RefSeq and is a predicted model, not a curated record. Gene Ontology annotation, biological process: negative regulation of cyclin-dependent protein serine/threonine kinase activity; negative regulation of transcription by RNA polymerase II.